AUGUCAUCAUUCCAGCGUGACAUAAAUCGAUUCGGCGAUCCACCAAUAGUAGAAGAAGCGAAUGAAGCGUUAAAUGAUUCUGACCUCGUUACAACUUCUGCCACAACUGCAUCAAAAAUAUCAAAUCCAAGUAGUGUGAAAACACUCUUAGAAGGAGAGAAGGUUGAUGAAACCACAAUAUCAUCCUCGACGAGGUAUGGGGGUAGGGAACAGGCUACAAAAUCCGUAGAAGAACUUCAGAAAGAAACGAAAGAAAAUGAUAGACGAAAGCGUUUAUUUCCAAAAUUAAUCCAAGAACAACCAACAAGCCACAUACCAAAUGUUGAUACAGCAACACCAUUAGAUUGGAAAACUGUCAAAACAGUGAGGAAUGAUCGAUUUAUUGAACAAAAGAAAUUACCAUCAAUAAUUGGAGAUGAAAAAAAAAUUCCUCAGCAACAUCCAGAAGCACGACGUCGUCUACAAAUGUUGGGCCUGUUACCAACUGAUGAAGAUAAAAAUAGUGCACAAAAUGAGCAUCGUCCUUUAACAACACAGGAAUUGGAAGAACAAUCGGAUCUUGUCUCGGUUAUGAUGAAAAAAACGAUGGGGAAUAUAACAGUAGAGGAUCCAGAGGCACAAGCCCACAAAUACAUGAUUAAACAUGAAAUAUAUGAAUUAUUCAAGACGAUAACUACCAAAAUGAUACUUCAUCAACCGCCGGAUCCCGCUAAGUUUAUGUUAGAAGAUUUAGAAACACUGUGCGAUGACUAUCAACAUAAUGGUUUAUUAACAGCUAUACCAUCAGAUAUGAAACGAAAACGAGAUGAGCUGAAUGAGAGCAGUCAAGAGGAUGUAGAUGCAAAUACUAAUGAUAUAAACAUCUCUCGUUUUCGUCGUCGUUUUCGUAAUGUGCUCAUAGUAACUCUAGUCAGUGUGGGUACCAUCUAUGGUUAUCGACUUUAUCGUUCUCGUCAGUGGUACAAUGAAAUGCAUGAUUCUGAUGUGACUAUUGGACAAAAACCACGCGUUGUCGUGUUGGGUACAGGAUGGGGAGCUGUACCUCUUCUGAGACAUAUUGACACAUCUAAAUAUGAAGUUGUCGUUGUUUCACCAAGAAAUUAUUUUCUGAUGACGCCAUUGUUACCUUCAGUUAGUGUUGGAACAGUCGAACCAAGAACUGUUAUUGAACCAAUACGAAGUUUAUUAGGGCCAAGAAUUAAAUUUGUUGAAUCCGAAUGUAUCAAUGUAGAUCCACAACAAAAAAUAAUUACAUGUUCAAAUGAUGGAUCAAAAGAAAAUCAAGAAACCAAACCAAUUGCCACUACUUCUAUUUUCGGCCGUGAAAAAUUACCUUCUAGUCCAAGUAUUGAAUCUGAAUACGAAGGUGGAUCAUCAUCGAGAAAAAUUCGUGAUGGUGCAAGAAUACGUCCAAAAUUCGAUAUGAAAUAUGAUUAUUUAAUUGUUGCUGUUGGUUCAGAAAAUAAUACGUUUGGAAUACCAGGUGUAGAAAAACAUGCUCAUUUUCUGAAAGAAAUUUUAGACGCGAGAAGAAUUCGAUCAGCUAUUUCGGAUGCAUUUGAAUCAGCCAUGAUACCAUCACAAACAGACGAAGACAAAAGACGUCUUUUACAUUUUGUCAUUGUGGGUGGAGGACCAACAGGUGUCGAAUUUGCGGCUGAGUUGGCUGAUUAUAUUCGUGAAGAUUUAAAAUACUAUUUUCCAGGUCUAAUAAAAAAUUAUGUUAAAAUAACAAUAAUUGAAGCGUUGGAUCAUGUUUUAUCAAUGAUGGAUAAAAAGAUUAGUGAUUAUACUGAAAAACAUUUUCAUCGUGAAAAUAUCGAAGUCAUGAUUAAUACAUUUGUCAAAGGUAUUAAACAAAAAGAAGUUAUUGUUCAAGUAAAAGAUUCAAAAGAAUUACAAUCAAUACCUUGUUCAAUCGUCGUAUGGGCAACAGGUAUUAAAGCCAGACCGUUAACAAAUAAAUUACGUGAAAUAAUUGGAACUGAUAAACAAAGUAAUCGUAUGGGUCUAUUAACUGAUAAAUAUUUGAGAGUAAAAGGUGUUAAUGAUGGAAGUAUUUAUGCCAUUGGUGAUUGUGCUACAAUUGAACAACCAAAAGUAUUAGAUCGAAUACAAUUAUUAUUUGAAGAAAUAGAUACUCAUAAACGUGGAUCAUUAAAUUUAGAUGAAUUUAAAUUAUUUAUUGAAAAUAAAGUUAAUGAAUAUCCACAACUUGAAAUAUUUCAAAAAGAUAUUGAAAAAGCAUUUUAUGAAGCUGAUCAAACAAAAUCUGGAAGUUUAACAUUACAAGCUCUACGUUCAAUAAUGGAAAAAGCGGAUAAAAAAUUACGUUCAUUACCAGCCACAGCUCAAGUAGCAACACAAGAAGGACGUUAUGUUUCGGAUUUAUUGAAUUAUAUGGCACGUUCAACAACAUCUGCAUCAUUUAAACCGUUUAGUUAUACACAUUUUGGAUCAUUAGCGUAUGUGGGUGGUGAUGCAGCUGUUAUUGAUUUUAGCGGUUCAAAACCUCUUUUAGAUAUAUUUUCAUUAAAACCAAUAUCCGGUAGAGGUUCAUAUUAUUUAUGGAAAUCUUUCUAUUUUACCGAACAAUUUACGACAAGAACAAAAUUUCUAUUAGCAUUUGAUUGGGUGAGAGCACGAUUAUUUGGAAGAGAUAUUAGUCGAUAUUAA
Messenger RNA from Didymodactylos carnosus, 2676 nucleotides. The record is from the annotation of a GenBank genome assembly. NCBI's taxonomy places the organism in Eukaryota, Metazoa, Rotifera, Eurotatoria, Philodinida, Philodinidae.